UAAGCAGAGGUUCGGCUGGACACGGCCAUUCUUCUCUCUGGGACCAGGAUAAAAUUUUACGAAAAUGGCACAGUUCGCGCAAAUGAUAGAAGACCUCGACGAUUGUUUCGUGAAAACGGCGGGGAAUAUUAUUAAAUACUGCGAUGAUGAUGAGGAGGAAAUGCAGAAGGAGUUGAAGGAGUUAAGAGAGGUCUUAAUAGAGAACUGUACGGAGUUUGCAAGAAUAAAGGCUGCGGAUAAAAUCAGCGAGCAGAUGCAAUGUGUGUCUGAGCUGCAGCCGGAUAAAGACGUGAAACACAUCACACAAGAAUAUAAAAAGGCUAUAAUUGAAAUCCAAGUUAAUCCGUUGGAAGACAACAGGCUGCUGGAGUAUGAUCGUCAGAUUGAAGGCCUGCUUCAAGCAACUAAAGCUGAAUCGAAUAACGGAGCGGAUGACACGGACGCCGAUCUGCGGCUGACAGGCAGCGAAAUAAAUGUGAUUGAUCCGAUCUCGAAGACCAGAAUGACCGAUCCUGUGAGAAAUGCAGUCUGUGGUCAUGUGUACGACAGAGAAAGCCUUGUCGCGAUGUUGGAAAAGAACAAAAACACUAGAUGCCCUGUGGUUGGCUGCACCAGCUUGACUUAUAUAGAUUUAAGUCAGUGUCGCUCUGACAUUGUGACGAAAACGUUCCUGGAGAGAAAUCCUGCUUAAAUUCGAGAGCAAUGGAUACAAAAAGACUUAUAGACACAUAGUGUUAGAUUCAUCGAAUGUACAUACCGCGUACAUGUAUACUCAUACUUUGUAUUAAGAAAAUUAUUAUCUUUAUUACAUCUUAUAAGAAGGUUUCAUUGUCGAAUUUAAAUUUUGAUUACAAAAUAUAGAUUAAAAAAUAUAUUUUAUAAAAUAUAA
This is a messenger RNA of Temnothorax curvispinosus, 889 nucleotides long. Its product is annotated as E3 SUMO-protein ligase NSE2-like. The record is from RefSeq and is a predicted model, not a curated record. The transcript is spliced from 5 exons. Lineage: Eukaryota; Metazoa; Arthropoda; Insecta; Hymenoptera; Formicidae. Gene Ontology annotation, molecular function: zinc ion binding; SUMO ligase activity. Bases 65 to 691 code for a protein of 208 amino acids. Gene Ontology annotation, cellular component: Smc5-Smc6 complex; nucleus. Gene Ontology annotation, biological process: protein sumoylation; double-strand break repair via homologous recombination.